GCCGGUUCAAUGAUAGGACCAGACGAACCAUUACCCCGGAACAGGCGAAAGCAAUUCUUGAUCACUAAGCAUAUAUUUCGAGAAUGCGUUGACGCAUCGAAGAACUUUGGAAGUAACAAGGGCAUGGGAAGAGAAGAGCCGACACGUGUGUCAUGAUCUCGGGUUCGUCCGGAUGGAAUGCUGGAGAGGGCUCAAUUCGAUUCUACUCGGAAAAUGCUCGAUAUGAAGGAUCCAUCGGCGAGAAGGAUGAUGUUGUUUGUGCUUGUUGCGCUGUUUCUUUGAUCGUUCGCCUCUGGAUGAAUCCAGAGAUUAGAUGUCCAAGGUUCUUGAGGAAUGUACUCGCGUCCAUCGGCCGAGUGACAUCAUGGUCCUUGUACGCAGAACCAGUACCUUACCUAAGGCCAUGAACCUUAUAAUCAAACAGCCAAGAAUAGAAAGUUCAUUUCCCACGUUUUGGCUUUCCGAAGGUUUGUGAUAUCAGUGAUAAGGGUGCAUAAAUCCGCA
Molecule: messenger RNA, 504 nt
Organism: Aspergillus candidus
Lineage: Eukaryota; Fungi; Ascomycota; Eurotiomycetes; Eurotiales; Aspergillaceae
Exons: 1
Coding region: 153-407 (84 amino acids)
Source: RefSeq, a predicted model, not a curated record